AUGGAUAGACUGCGAUUUGUUAUCGAUGUCGAUUCAAUUAUUUUUUACAGCUAUCUCAUGCAUCCUGUCUAUUCGCAAUCCUCCACAGGGAAGCCACUCGCCACCAUUUUACUUGCAACCCGGCAAUCACCUCAAUUUCACUCACAAAACCUGAUCACUGGGGCGUCGAUAGGGAAACUUCUUUUUUUAUUUAAACGUUUUUCAUUUAACUACCCGCUAAUUUCUUUUUCACUUCUCGUCGUCUUCUCUGUCCUUUAUCUACUUUCUUCUUCUUCUUCUUCUUCCUCUUCCUCCUCCCUCUUCUGUUUCCUCUUCUUCUCUUCCUCCUCCCUCUUCUUCUUCUUCCUCCUUCUCCUCCUCCCACCUUCCCCCUCUUCUUAUUCUUCUCUUCCUACUCCCUUUUCUUCUUCUUUCUCCUCCUUUUCCUCCUCCUCCUUCUUCUUCUUUAAUUUCUCUGUAACUGUUACCAUUCCUGUUUUCCUUCACAUUUCCUUCGUUGACUUAUUCUUUUCUUAUUCUUAUUCUUCUAAUAAUUUUGAAAUUCUUCUAUUUCAGCCGAAAUUUCUUCUUCUUCCUUUUCUUUUUGUUUUUUCAUUUUUCUAA
Molecule: messenger RNA, 603 nt
Organism: Acanthosepion pharaonis
Lineage: Eukaryota; Metazoa; Mollusca; Cephalopoda; Sepiida; Sepiidae
Source: the annotation of a GenBank genome assembly